Messenger RNA from Mucor velutinosus, 558 nucleotides. RefSeq lists its product as uncharacterized. Gene Ontology annotation, biological process: ribosomal large subunit assembly. The record is from RefSeq and is a predicted model, not a curated record. Gene Ontology annotation, cellular component: preribosome, large subunit precursor. NCBI's taxonomy places the organism in Eukaryota, Fungi, Mucoromycota, Mucoromycetes, Mucorales, Mucoraceae. The coding region runs from base 1 to 558 and encodes 185 amino acids. The transcript has 3 exons.
AUGGCGCAAACAAAAUCAGCCAGUAACAGAAAGAGAAGUGCCAAUUCGAAAUUACAGACUAAGCCUGCAAAGGCAUUGAAGACACAGCCCGUCGAAAAUCAUGUGGAAAAGAAGCAGGAGGAAGGACUGUUCGAUAAUCUUGACGAAGAAAUGGAUCCUAAUGAAGUAGAGGAUAUUGUAAAUAAUUUGAAUGGGGAUAGUGAAUCUGAAGAGGAUGUUGACAAGGAGGAUGAAAAUGAAGAUGAGGAACUUGAAGAUGCAGAACAAAUUUCUGACGAUGAUGAGGAUAAAGAGCAUCGAGAUAAAGAAGAAUUAGCUGAGGAUGACAAAGAAGAGGAUGCACCAGUGUUCAACGAACAGCAGAGUACAACCAAGAAAUUUAGAGAUCUUUACAUGACCAAAGUUACUCAAGCAUUUGGUACUGAUUUGGAUCAAAUCAGACAGGAACCUAACUUCAAUGGACCUCGUCUAAAUAUCUUGAUUGAUUCUCUGGAAGCUGGCAUUGACAUCUUUUCUAAUUUGGAGCAAGAGAUCAUUCUCGCUGAUGAGAAACAAUGA